GCCGAACGCAACUUGUGUCCACGGAUGUAUUUAUGAACCUGCUCGGGCUGCGUUUCCUUGCCUGGCACCACGGAGACGAGAGUCUUUUUCUCUUCAACAGAAAAGAUCAUGGGGAUGGCUGAGUGAGAACCAAGCACACUCAAGAUGCAGAAGAAGCCAUCUCAUCCCCGAUCAGUAAUAUUUGAUACCUAAAUCCCUUGACUUAUCCUAAGCUGCAGGAAUUUGUAACUUUUUUUGUCUGUAAAUCUUCUUUCUCCGUGCACCUUCCCAAUUUCAUUUCAGCUCUAAGACUUAAUACCACUGCUUAUACUUUCAUCCCUUAAAUACUCAGAGCCUUAAAUUGUCUCUGUUAUACAGGAUAAUCAGUUCUGUAGUGUGUUAAUCCUCAUUAUGUGCCUAUUAAAAUGAGGACUAAAUCAGGCAUUAGGGUGCCUCCUCCCGUUAUGAAAUCUGAAAAACAGAAUUGAGCUGGAGGGGGGGAGAGGAAAACCACCAAACACCUAAAAAUUCUUCCUCGAGCUUCACUCCGAAGCAGUACCAGCAAGCCUGUGCUGAGGUCGGAGGUACUUUUAAUUGGCUGGAAAAUAUUCUUCCUGUGAAGUUGCAGUUUUCUGGGGCUUGAAUGAGUCCAGUCUGCCAUUGGCUCUGCCCAGCGCCUCGCGAUUGGCUCGGCAGCCCGCGGGGGACCGAUAAGGGCGGCUAUAAAAGCUAUAAAAGCCCUCGGCGCUGCUCCUGGUCCCCAGCGAGCAGGAGCCGGAGGGGCCAGGCAGAGCGGGCGGUGGUCCCCAGGCGGGCGUACUCCCUCCUCUCGCUCUCCUUGGCAGCACAUCCAGCUCCACGUCUUUGCUCAAGCCGAAGUGGAAGAGGAGACGCGCACGCACACACACACAUAACAAAAAAAAAAAAAAAAAAAAAAAAAAAAAGCCAAAAAACCACACUUAGCGGAAACUUGUCAGAGAAUGCUCCUAAAGUCUGGCUUGCUGCUGCUGCUGGUGAUCAGUGCGUCCGCAUCCUACGAAGCUGAGCAGAAUGACUCUGUGAGCCCCAGGAAACCCAGGGUUGCAGCCCAGAACUCAGCCGAGGUGGUUCGCUGCCUGAACAGUGCCCUCCAGGUGGGCUGCGGCGCCUUCGCCUGCCUGGAGAACUCCACGUGCGACACGGAUGGCAUGUACGACAUCUGCAAGUCCUUCCUGUACAGUGCUGCUAAAUUCGACACUCAGGGAAAAGCUUUUGUGAAAGAAAGCUUGAAAUGCAUCGCAAACGGGGUCACGUCCAAGGUGUUCCUCGCCAUCCGGAGGUGCUCCACGUUCCAAAGAAUGAUCUCCGAAGUGCAAGAGGAGUGCUACAGCAAACUGGACAUGUGCGGCAUCGCAAAACGAAAUCCUGAAGCAAUCACGGAGGUUGUCCAGCUUCCAAAUCAGUUCUCAAACCGGUAUUACAACAAGCUGGUGAGGAGCUUGCUGGAGUGCGACGAGGAGACCGUCAGCACCAUCAAGGACAGCUUGAUGGAGAAGAUCGGGCCCAACAUGGCAAGCCUCUUCCACCUGCUGCAGACGGACCACUGCGCCCAGGGCCACCCGCGCACGGACUUCGCCCGGAGACGCAUCACCGAGCCGCAGAAGCUAAAACUCUACUUCAGGAACCUCCGAGCCUCUGCGAACAGGACGGCCGGUCCCACAGCAGUAGCUGGGGGCCUCCCCCAAACGCCGCUCUCUGCACAGUAGCCUGGCCGGGCUUCGGCGAGCCAAAAAAAAAAGCCACAUUGUGGCACGAGAUCAACAAGGCCAGUUCCACGCUCCAAAUCUAUCCCGCUAGAGUCCGUCUGCGGAGUGGAUGACUCUUGCUCAACUAGUUAGAGAGCUAAUAAAGGAGGUAUCUAUUUUUCUUUUCAAAAUCUAAAGCAAUAUAACUUUUUUUUUUUUUUUUUUUUUUUUUUUAAACCACAAAGCCUUUAAACAAUAACUUGCUGCUAAUAUAUUGAAACCAGAUGCAGUGGCAGCAUUUCUGAUAUUGCUGUCUUCAUUAAAUGUAGCCCAAAAGUGCUGUCAUAAAAUUGUAAGCAGCAAAAAAUGUUGCUGAUGGUAGAGGGUUGGGGUUUUUUUUGUUUUGUUUUGUUUUGUUUUUGAAUACUCUGAAUCGUGCAGUCCAGGGCAAACAAGAUGCAAUAUUGCUCGCUCUUAAAUCACAGUCAGGUAUAUAGAAUCCAACGCGGUAAAGUUUUGCAAGGUGAAAACCAAAGGCCCCUUGAAUAUCCUGACCCUGAAGGUUGGACUUUUGCUUAGGAAGCGAUCCCAGAGCCGUGCACGUUCUGCUCUGCGCCCUGCAGCAUCGCGCCUUGCGCGGCACCCGUGGGAGAGGGGGUUACAAACUUGGGAAACCUGCUGGGUGUUGUGCAUCACGUGCAUUUGGCUAUUUGGGAAGAUAGUUAAAAAAAAAGGUCUUCACGUGGCUCGAGUGCCCAAGCAGCCGCCCGGAUGGCUCUGGGCUGUGCCAAGCUGCUGCCGGGUGCCACACGUCCCCGUGGGGUGCACCGAGGACUUGUAGCAGCCCCGACUUCCCACGGAGGCACUCCCAUUAGCACGUGGCUUCCCCAUUGCUCUGUGCAUCGCUGCUAUGAAAACCCACAGAAGCUUUACAAUGCUGAGUUGAGGCUGGGGAGAAGAGCCCAAUCCCUAACUUUUUGAGUUCUCAUAUUUUAUUUUUCAGUCGGAAUUUAAGCUUGUUUUCCCCUUAGCAUGGGUAGGAAGAUGACAGAAAAUAAUUCCCCUGGUUCAAUUCGCUCUGCUAGCACAGGUAAAAAUCCUCUGUGCAAACCAAAUAUUGCCUCUCUGCACUGGUGCAGCUCCUGGGGACUCUCCAGAUGGCCGGUGUUGGAGAGAGCCCAUGAGAUUUUUGAGCUGCUUAACGCGUCCCUUUGGUCCCUAGGCUGAAUUAGGAAGGGAGCUGCGAGCACAGAGCCACAAAAUCAAAGGGCCUGGGGUUCACCUUGCUCAACUUUUGCCUUCUAGCCUAAGCUGGUCAUUUAAAGCUCUCCCUUAGCAGUGGAAGGGGGACGUGGAGGUGGGGGAGGCACUUCCCAUCGCCUGGGAAGGACGCCUCGAAUUAGGGGAGAGAUCCCCCUGGAGAUGGGGAAUCAUUCUCAAUAUUAAGUCCAGCUAUUUCACACUUUAUUUAAUCUCUAAUGCUUUAUUUUUUUAAUCUUGCGUUCACUGCAGAAAUGAUUUCUCUCGGGGGCGGGGAGGGGCUUAUCUAGAAAUGUUUGCAUGAUUCUCAUUGUGAUUUGUUUGCACUUUAGAUGUUUUGUGCCAUUAUAAAUUUGCAUUAUGUAUUUAUAAUUUAAAGAUACUUAGAAGGGGGAGAGAGUUGUUUGUUUUGUUUUGUUUUGUUUUGUUUUUUUUGCUGAGUACUGGAAUAAACGGUGAGCAUAUCUGGUAUAUGUCAUUAUUUAUUGUUUAAAUUACAUUUUUAAAGCUCAGUGUGUUCAUAUAAAGGUUAUUUGAAACAUAUCAUAGUAAUGAGAAAGAUGCAAGUUAUUUUCUUUGCUUAUUUUUAUAAUUAAAGAUGCAUAACAUAAUGAGGCCUAUGUUGGAUUUUCUUCUGCAAUGAAAUAAAAUGUCAAAUUUAA
Oxyura jamaicensis (ruddy duck) is the source of this 3625-nucleotide messenger RNA. RefSeq names its product stanniocalcin 1 (gene STC1). The record is from RefSeq and is a predicted model, not a curated record. Lineage: Eukaryota; Metazoa; Chordata; Aves; Anseriformes; Anatidae. The coding region runs from base 960 to 1724 and encodes 254 amino acids. Gene Ontology annotation, molecular function: hormone activity. Gene Ontology annotation, cellular component: extracellular region. Gene Ontology annotation, biological process: intracellular calcium ion homeostasis. The transcript is spliced from 6 exons.